Molecule: messenger RNA, 3991 nt
Organism: Branchiostoma floridae (Florida lancelet)
Lineage: Eukaryota; Metazoa; Chordata; Leptocardii; Amphioxiformes; Branchiostomatidae
Product: lysosome-associated membrane glycoprotein 1-like
Exons: 1
Coding region: 1147-3285 (712 amino acids)
Cellular component (GO): membrane
Source: RefSeq, a predicted model, not a curated record
UUCGUCCCUAUGGGCCAUAGUGCCUUGCAAUAAAGAAAGAAGAAAUGGUUUUACAUCUGCAUAAUCUACGAUUGGUGAUGUACACAUUUAGAUAUCGUUCACAGGUCACAAUGUUGACAAUACGAUGCAGUACCAAGGUCACAUACUAGGGGGACCAAAAUUGACCAAGAUGUUGCUUUCCCCAACAUAUCAAAUACCUCCUCUACCCAGAUAUCAAAUACCAUGAUCAUAAUCCAUCGAGAGGUUGAUGCUAACCACAAAAAUCCGGAAACACAGACACACACAGACACACUCAAACCUGCAUCUCCAUUUUUCACGGAGAUAAAGAUGGUGAUGAUGAAGGCAGGGUGGCCUGAUUGUGGAGACGUCGUCUGACCCAAGUAAUGCUACGGCCGUAUUUGCAUCGGCGUCCGCAUUGGGUGUAGCCCCGGCCGGACAGGUGUGAAAGUUGCCCAGCCCAAUAUUUCCUCCUUGGGGUAGUGCACGUACGUCGAGCAAUAUGCUUCAUUCCUGUUACGGCGGCCAGGUUCCGCCCAGCAACCGAGGAAAGCUGUAACGUUAUUCCUUUAAAUAGUAUACGAAAACAUCCAUUUGAGUAUUAUGUUAAACCUAUUUCAAACUGGCGUUAUCCGUCACACAACAACAUAGAUUUUAGACGUAAGAAACUGUUCGGAGCUCUUCGAACAUGAUUUUCAUUACCUGUUCUAUCUAAUAACCUCGGCACUUUUUUAAAAAUUUCCUCGCCGAGACUUCUCAUCAAGGCUAGACGGAAAGGUCAUUGACUUAGAGAAAGGUGAGGCCAAUAGGUAUCACGUGAACUAUGACGUAAGGUUUAAGGGUCGUUGUCUUCGGGAGGGACGUUUGUUUGGGCUCAACCAUCGAAGCCCAACCCCAAUGGCAAUGGGUAUAUAGUUGUUAACUGCCAGAUUCUUCGUGCUAUGGUAAUCAUUAUUUUAUAUAUACCACAAGAUAGCCGGGUCUUUGCACUGUAAGUGAUAGUAUAGAGUUUGUGGACGUGUUAAUUUGUGUGCAUAAGACGUUUUUUGUUACCCGCCAAACAACCUGUUCUUAUCAAAGUACCCCCGAACUUUUAAGUAAACAGGAAUGUCGAUAACGCCCCCACGAAGAGUCACAUGAAAACGUAGCAUGUUCUCUAUGACUAUGUGCCCAAAGAUGUCGCUUAUUCCGACAAUCCUAGCCGUCUUGUGCGUGUCCAGCGCUGGGGCCUCGGUCGGGCUAGCGGCGGACGAGCCCGCUCCUCCCGUAGGACACUUCGUGUUGACUAAGAAGCCGCUGGUCGGCAAGCCCGAACCAUGUUUGCUUCUGGAUAUCUCCGCCAUGUUCCACGUGGGCUACGCCAAGACGGACAACACCACGGCCACUGUGUCCUUCGCCCUCUCGAACAACAGCAUGGUCAGCGGAGACUGUUCUCAUCUCACCGACGAAAGACACGCGCAACUAAACCUCGGCUUCGGGAGUGAGUACGGUCUCGGCUUGGAUGGAACCUUUGGACUAGAGCUUACAUUUGAGCGAAACGGGAUCUUCACCCACUUUUACCUGUCUGAUGCCACCAUGUAUUACAAACUAGUGCCGGACAUGUUUCCCGACGCAAAAGACGCAAACACUACGUCGUCGGGGUCGUCAAAAGAACAGUUCUUCUACACGUCAUCCAACGCCUUUGCUCCGCAUUCCUACAGUUGUGACAAACCACAAACCAUGGAGUUCACCUUUAGUAAAUCAAGCAUGCCAAAGUCUACCCUGACCAUCCACUCUAUCCAUGUCCAGCCCUUCUAUGUUCCCCACGAUGGGAAGUUCUCUCCUGCUGAGACGUGCCCGGACCUCAUCACGACUACGCCCGGCCCCUAUACCACCCCGUCUCCUCUCAUACCAGUCGGACAUUUCUCUCUCAAUGACACCAAGGGAAACCCGUGUUUUCUACUGUCUGUGGGUAUGGAGUUUCGUGUCGAGUAUGAGGGGAAAGACAACACCACGUACAACGCCACCUACGUUCUUCCACGAAACAGCACCGUCGGGGGAGCUUGUGGGGACUCCAAGGCAACUAUCGCGCUCUCCUUCUUCAAAGGCUUCAACUUCACCGUAACCUUCAAGACACCAGAUACCAGCAUCUUCGAACUAGUCCGUGCUUCAGUCGGGUACGUACGAGACCCAAAGCUCUUCCCGGACGCCAAAUCUCCCGGGACAGCGGUGAAUGAAGAACAGACAGAUGGCCCGUCUCUGUUUGUAACCGAAGUCGGCAAGUCGUACUUGUGUAAAUCUCUCCAAUUCUUCGACGUUGGCAGCACGGUCCAUCUGAUGGUCUCCGACCUGCAGGUUCAGCCUUUCGCGGUCAAUAGCACGAACUUCAGCGAGGCUUCCGAGUGCGCGCAAGACUUUCCAUCGACGAUGAUGCCCAUUCAAAAUGCCACAACCAUUCUUCCACUUAACACUACUGCGGCCACCAUGGCACCUAUUGGCAACGUGACCACAGUACUUCCUUCCAACAUUACCGCUACUCUCGUUCCCAUUCUUAACGGGACCACCGUAAACCCAUCUAACGUGACCGUGGUCCCGAUCGAGAACGCUACGACCAUAAUGACCACUCCCAAGCCCACCACACCUCCUAAAGAACCACCACAAGGUCACUUUGAGGUCAAGGACAAAAAUGGCAACGCCUGUCUCCUGGCCAACAUGAGCCUGCAGUUCAGUAUCAAUUACACAAAGACUGACAAGAAAAAGCACACCGGUGUGUUUGACUUACCCAAAACUGCCAAGGCCACCGGUUUCUGUGGUUCGGACAACUCCAGCUUGACCUUGACGUUUCACGAUGACAACUUCAACGUGACGUUUGACUUCGUCAAAGACAAAAAAGUAAAAGGCAACGGCGUCAGUCGCUUCAACGUGUCUACCAUCGAGAUAUCAUAUACGGAGAUUCCGUCCAUCUUCCACGGGACUAAUAGCCCAGACGCCCGCAGACAUGUUACAAACAGCACGAUGGACAUCUUCUCCGCAGACGCAGACAAGUCCUACAAGUGUAACGCAGACGUGGACAUCACCGUUACUAAGGACGUUUCCAUCCUCGCCAGUCAUGUCCAGCUCCAGCCGUUUGGAGUCGAGAAGUCGGGCAAGUUUUCGUCGGCUGAAGAAUGCUCGGAGGACUCAGGCAGCAACACUGUGCCUGUUAUCAUCGGUGUUGUUGUUGGCGUAGUCGUCGUUGUUGUGUUUGUCGCGUACAUUGUCGUCAGCAAACGGAAGGCGAGUACCGCAAAGUUCACAACCCUCAAUUAAGCUUUGCGACUGGUCCGUCUUGACCACGACUGGUCGUUAUAAUUGUUGCUGUUGCUGUUUUCUCAGUUGAGUGUUGCUUGUAUCGCAUACAACGUUUGCUAUAAGAAAAGUUCCGAGCCUCUUUUUUUUACCUUAACAGCAAUUUAAUUCUUAGAAGUAAGCAACGUUUGAACGUUAGGACACUACUUAAAUGCUCUACUAUAGUAUUUUUUACUUCGUCCCAACAACCCGAAUAGUUCGAGAGAUAGAAAUGACUUUGUAGGGAUGCUGCUCUACUGAUGUUGAUGAUAAGUAGAAUAUGUCAGAUCUAGCUAUAUAUAGAUAUAAUUUCUCUCAAAUUUUCCUUCCUAUUCAAUUGAAUGCCUAAUACAAUGUUAUUGAUGUUUAUAUAAAGCAAAUAUCAAAUUUUACUGCACUGCUUUCGUAGAUGGUCGAUGCAUGUCUUCUGUGCAUGUAGGUCGAAAGUACAUUUAAAUACUGCAAUGUAAGGAAGAUAAUAGAGAUAGUCGGAUUGUGUAAGAUAACGUUUUGAUGUAACCCAUGUCAUCUGCUCCCAACCUAGCUGGGCUCAAACUUAGAAAUGUGCAGGUUUUGCAAUUGUAUACAAAAUGAUGGGGUUUACUCUGCUAUCAGCUGUACUGUACAAAGUGGAAGCAAUAGGCUUUGAUUAAAAAAGCGAACAAUAAAAUCUGCAAUGUGUGUCUGA